AUGCCAACACUUCAAUCAUUUCGGCUUGAGUCUCAAAUUUGUUCCAUUCCUCAGCAAGUAAGCUCGAGCACCGUGUUUCCCUCUUCUCAGCUGAGAAUAGUCUACAAUCAGUUAGAAAUCUAUGCAGGUAACCUCUUUCAAAAAAUCAGUACUCAGCCAAAAUAUUUUCGGCCCCCUUGCCUGAGGACUGUUGCCGAUAGAAUGCGGAUCAACGCUUUUAGAAAAGGUUCAAAGUCAUAUAUCCAGCACUUACAAGGAGACGAGUGA
Molecule: messenger RNA, 267 nt
Organism: Cylicocyclus nassatus
Lineage: Eukaryota; Metazoa; Nematoda; Chromadorea; Rhabditida; Strongylidae
Source: the annotation of a GenBank genome assembly